This is a messenger RNA of Spea bombifrons (plains spadefoot toad), 4334 nucleotides long. It is a transcript of the gene TP53BP2, whose product is annotated as tumor protein p53 binding protein 2. Gene Ontology annotation, biological process: regulation of apoptotic process. The transcript is spliced from 19 exons. The record is from RefSeq and is a predicted model, not a curated record. The coding region runs from base 224 to 3589 and encodes 1121 amino acids. Gene Ontology annotation, cellular component: nucleus. Gene Ontology annotation, molecular function: p53 binding. NCBI's taxonomy places the organism in Eukaryota, Metazoa, Chordata, Amphibia, Anura, Pelobatidae.
CCGGUGGGGGAGGAGGCGGGCGGUUCAGUAUCGGCCUCUUUACCCCUCUCAGACACCUCCCUCCGCCGUCAGACAAAGCCGGACAGCACGGGGCAAAGCUGGGGCCGCGGAGAGUGAGCAACAGAUCCCUACCCCGACAGCAAGUGCAUGAACCUGUCCAAACCGAGCAACCGGCACCCCUUCCUCCAGCAGGCGCUGCCGCAGGCUGACACCCUCUGCUUAAAUGCGUUACGGACCCAAAAUGAUGCCGAUGUUCCUCACGGUUUAUCUCAGUAACAAUGAGCAGCAUUUUACAGAGGUGCCGGUCACCCCCGAGACCACCUGCCGAGACAUCGUGGAGCUGUGUAAGGAGCCGGGCGAGACGGACUGUCAUCUAUCCGAAGCGUGGAGGGGCUCAGAACGACCCGUGGCGGAUAACGAGCGGAUGUACGACGUUCUGCAUAAAUACGGGACGCAGAAGCACGAAGCGAGGUUCUACCUGCGCCAUGACCGCCCUCCGUCUAGAGAAUCGGUAAAUGCACAGAGAGUCAACGACCCCAAUAUGAAAAGGAACGGAGUGAAAGCCCCGGCUGACCGGAGGAUAGAGAACGGGGUGAAUGGUCCCAGGAUGGACAUGACUCUGGCUGAAUUGCAGGAGAUGGCAGCCCGACAGCAGCAGCAGAUUGAAGCCCAACAGCAGAUGCUGGCCACCAAGGAGCAGCGCCUGAAGUAUCUGAAGCAGCAAGGCCAGCGGCAGCAGCAGCAAGCGAGCGAGCAGGAGAAGCUCAAAAGGCUCCGCGAGAUCGCCGAAAACCAAGAGGCCAAGCUCAAGAAAGUUCGGGCCCUCAAGGGUCACGUGGAGCAGAAAAGGCUGAGCAAUGGCAGGCUAGUGGAGGAAAUCGAACAGAUGAACAACAUGUUCCAGCAGAAGCAGAAGGAACUCGUCGUAGCCGUGUCCAAAGUGGAAGAGCUCAGCCGACAGCUGGAGAUGCUGAAGAAUGGCCGAAUCGAGGGUUACCCUGACAACCAGUCGGCCGUCGCCGAGCUCGACAGAUUGUAUAAGGAGUUACAGUUAAGGAACAGGCUGAACCAGGAGCAGAAUGCCAAGCUGCAGCAGCAGAGAGACAGCCUGAACAAACGCAACUCGGAGGUGGCGGCCAUGGACAAGCGCGUCAACGAGCUGCGAGAUCGCCUGUGGAAGAAAAAGGUUGCGCUGCAGCAGAAGGAGAACGUGCCGAUUUCAUCUGAUGGGAAUGUACCUCAGCAGGUAGCGAGCACUCCCAGCCGAGUGGCUGCCGUGGGUCCUUACAUUCAGUCUGCCACCAUGCCGCGUAUGCCCUCUAGACCAGAGCUGCUCGUUAAACCCGCCGUUCCAGAAGCACCCGCGACCACACAAGUGCCUGACGUGACACUGAAAUCACAAACUCUGCCCAACAUGAAAACUUCAUCCCAGGGCAAGGCAGCAUCUGGCAUGGGGAUUCACAGCGUCAAACUCCAGCCGAGUGGGACCGAUUGGAGCAAUACGAAUGGAGAUGCUCAAAACUCGCUGAGCGUCGCAGGACAGGCCCCGGACGCAGAUAUUUCUGUACGAGAGAAGGACAAAAAGACCAGACCUUGUUCGAUGUUUGAUUCGGUUGAGUCUCCUCCAGGGCCACCAAAUUUCGGGACUUUAAGGAAAAACCAGAGCAGUGAAGAUCUUUUGCGGGAUAGCCAGUUUCCUAACAGAAAUGUGGCAAAGGUGCCACCACCGGUGCCCUCCAAACCGAAACAGGUCAACCUGCCUUACUACAACCAGAACCAGCCCACCCAGCCACCUCCCGUGGACCCCAAAUCUGAAGUUGCCUCCCAAAAACCUCUUCCGGUCUCUGUCGGGAAUAAGCAGAAAGUGGCACAGCCACAGAGGGUCCCCCUCCCCUCAAAUCAGGAACUUACCCCACCUGUCAAACUGGAUAACCCCCCUGCCGUGGCAGUUCGUCCUUUUACCCCGCAGCCGGCUAAAGAUCCACCACCUCCACCGUUCCGGAAACCCCAGAUGGUGGCCGCCAGCUCCAUUUAUUCCAUGUACACCCAGCACCAGACCCCGGGGAAAAGCUACAGCGUGCAAGGAGCCCUUCACCGAGCUCAGGGAAGGCCACAUUUUCCUAGUGUUUACGGGAAACCUGUGAUCGGUGCCGGACCCCAGAACCAGCAGUCCUUAAACACAUCUGUAGAUGAGCAGGCAAAGUCCAGCAGCCCCGACCCGGAAUCAGAGCCUCCCGUUUCCGGUAACGAGACCCAGGAGACGGAAAGAAUUCCUCGUCCGCUUAGUCCAACUAAACUCCUGCCGUUCCUAUCCAAUCCGUACCGAAACCAGAGCGAUGCCGACCUUGAGGCUCUGAGAAAGAAACUCUACAAUGCUCCCAGGCCGUUAAAGAAACGCAGCUCCAUCACAGAGCCAGAAGGACCCAAUGGACCAAACAUUCAGAAACUCUUGUACCAGAGGACUACCCUGGCGGCCAUGGAGACAGUCGGCGCUCCUAAGCAAACCGUGGUGCCGAUCUCCGAGAGCUUGGCCGAGAACCAGAACGAGCAGAUCACGGUGGACCCAGAAACCGAAUCUUCAGAAACCUCGUCGUCCCUCCUGGUUCUUGAUGCCGAGCCGGUUGAUGAGAUUAACACAGAGGAAAUCGAGCUGCCUUCUCCUGUGCUGGGUCCAGAUUGCAUACCCGAGGGAAUACCGACCGAGGUUCUUCCACCUCCACCUCCACCACCACCGCCUGCUGAAUCCGAGGAAGCCCCAGAAGAGGUUCAGCCAACCAACCCCUAUAUAGAAGAGUACCCACCUUAUCCUCCACCCCCGUAUCCCACCGCCGGGGAACCAGACAGCCUAGCUGAAGAUGCACUCAACAUGCGCCCUCCUGAGAUCACCGGACAGUUUUCUUUGCCCCCAGGUAAAAGGACCAACCUGCGCAAGAACGGGUCGGAGCGAAUUGCACAUUCGAUGAGAGUGAGGUUUAACCCCCUGGCGUUGCUGCUCGAUUCCUCUCUGGAGGGGGAGUUUGACCUCGUGCAGAGAAUAAUAUAUGAAGUGGAGGACCCGAGCCAGCCCAAUGACGAGGGGAUAACGGCCCUCCAUAACGCGGUGUGCGCGGGUCACACGGAGAUCGUGAAGUUCCUGGUGCAGUUUGGAGUCAAUGUGAAUGCAGCGGACAGCGACGGAUGGACCCCUCUGCACUGCGCCGCGUCGUGUAAUAACGUGCAGGUUUGCAAGUUCCUGGUGGAGUCGGGAGCCGCCGUAUUCGCCACGACCUACAGCGACAGACAGACGGCCGCAGAUAAAUGCGAAGAGAUGGAGGAGGGGUACAGCCAGUGCUCGCAGUUUCUGUAUGGUGUGCAGGAGAAGAUGGGCAUCAUGAACAGAGGAGUAGUGUACGCGUUGUGGGGCUACGAGGCGGAGAGCGACGACGAAUUCUCUUUGAAGGAAGGCGACUGCAUGACUGUUUUGCGGAGGGAGGAUGAAGAUGAGACGGAAUGGUGGUGGGUCCGCCUGCAAGACGGCGAAGGAUAUGUUCCACGCAACCUGCUUGGGCUCUACCCAAGAAUUAAACCAAGACAGAGAACUUUGGCUUAAACGGUUAAUGAAGUUUUCCUGUUAGAAAAGGAAGAAAUGAGGUCUCGCUAUUUCACCAGAUACAGAGAUAUCCACGUGGCUUGAAAGCAGUAAAGACAGAUGGAUGUGUAACGGCCGGGUAUAACGGAUGCGUUGCACCUCCUCGGACUAAGGACCUACUGCCUCCCGUACUUCUUCAGACGCUGAGAUGUUUGUCGGCUUUUUAUUUUGCCGAAAAGUUUAGUGCCCUCCUUCUCGCGCUCGUCUCUGACACGUCCGGCAACUUUGAAUUCCUUAGACCUUUGGAUGUUCUUUCUGCUUAAAACAAAAAAGGACCUUCCUCGGGCGCUGUUUAGACGUGAACUGGUUAUUCGAAAGAUGUUUUUAAGAUGUUCCUUUUUACAUUUUUUUUUUUUUAUUCACUAACAUGAAAUGUACCAAUAUCAUGAAUUCUCAUGUAGGGUUAGGGAUUUUCAGUAUUUUACAAAAAAAAAAAAUCUAUAUUUAUUUUUUUCUUUAUUCUGAGAAUAUGUAGUAUAUAAAAAAAAAAAAAUGUAGGUUCUAAAAAAAAAAAUGUAAUAAAAUGUUAACCGGAUUUUAUGUAACGCGUUACUGUAAAGCGUGGUGGUUUGCGUCGUGCUGCGGGGGAUGCCUGGGCUUCUUGUUGCGAUUUAAGGAAUAAUGAGUGGGGGUCAAUAUAAAGAUUAUGGCAAAAUUCAGUCCAUUUAAAAACUGGAUUUGGGGCUAAUGGAUCUUUUAGCAGGAC